UAUUGCACUUUUCGAAAAAUGAAACAAUUGGUUAUAUCUUUUAUAUUUUCUUUUUCUCAAAGAUUUGUUUGCAUAUUGCGUGUACCGUUCAACUUCACUCACAAUAAGAAUAUGUAAGAAGUUCCAUGUGUCAUCAUGAUAAGCAACGAUCAGAAAAAAUAUCCAAAAAAUCCACGACAAAAUGUGAAUGUCAUUUCUCUUCUCACCUUUUGGUGGACCCGUAAAAUUUUUCGGACUGGCUACAAAAAAGAUUUAGAGGAAACCGAUCUUUAUGCUACUCUAACACAAGACAGAACCGACUAUUUAGGCGAAGUUAUAGGCAAAGCUUGGGAAAGAGAAGUGGAAUCGUGCGCUAAAAAGAAAAAUGGCAGCAAGCCACAGUUACUCAGAGUACUGUUGCGCUGUUUCGGAAAACCGCUUCUGCUAAUUGGAUUUGCGCAAGCAUUUAUGGAGCUAUUUUCUAGAAUGUAUCAACCGUUAUUACUUGCCACUUUGUUGCGCUACUUCACGAUUGAUAAGAAAGAAUGGAGCAACGAGGUGUAUUACAGCGCAGCCGGCAUAAUUGUCCUGAGCAUAUUGGACGCCUUUCUUAUACACCAUUCUAUACAUGGCGCCUAUCAUCUAGGAUUAAAAAUUAAAGUGGCCUGUACCUCAUUGAUUUAUCAAAAAAUAUUGAAGCUUUCGAAUUCUGUGUUGGACAGUGAAACAUCCACUGGACAGAUGGUAAAUUUUCUGAGUAGCGAUAUUACUAGGUUGGAAGAGUCCUUAGUAGAUCUGCACUACAUUUGGAUUGCCCCUCUUCAAAUCAUAUGGAUCACGUACAUUACAUUCACUGAAAUUGGAUGGGCAGCGUUGAUGGGAAUAUCAGUGUAUUUACUGUUUGCUUCUGUUCCAGCGUGCUUGGCAAAAAUAAUAGCAUCUUUAACGCUGAAAUUAACAGAAAAAACAGAUGACAGGCUGAGGAUAUUGAAUCAGGUAAUCAUCGGAUUGCAAGUAAUUAAAAUGUAUGUUUGGGAGAUUCCUUUUUAUAAUCUCGUCGAAAAGGCGAGGAAGUGUGAGAUGAACGUAAUAAAGAAAUAUUCCAUCCUAAAACAAUUGAAUCUUACUCUCGAGUGCUACGUACCGCGACUUAGUCUCUUCGUCGCGAUAUUGGCGUACGUUCUAUUCGGAAAUUACAUCAAUGCUGAGAAAGUGUACUUGGUAACAGCGUAUUACAACGUUUUACGGUAUUCGAUGUUUUUUGGGCUUUCUACAGGACUCCAUCAAUUGGUACAAGCAUUAGUUUGUAUUCGCCGUUUACGAAGAUUCAUGCUGCACGCUGAGAUUACCAAAACGAGACAGAAUCUAUGUCGGACGGAGACUGAUUCUUUCGCACUUCGUAUGACCAACGUGAAUGCCAAGUGGCAUGGCGAGGGUAAGGAUGACACGUUGCGUAACGUAAGCUUGACCGUGCCACCUGGAAGCUUUGUCGCCAUUGUCGGUCAAGUGGGUUCGGGCAAGAGCAGUCUCUUGCAAGCGAUACUCCAGGAAUUGCCGCUGACGAGCGGCAGCAUCGAGAGCCGAGGACGAAUAAACUACGUCAGCCAGCAGCCGUGGAUCUUCGCGUCCUCCGUGAAGCAGAACGUUCUGUUCGGACAGGCGAUGGACAAGUCGCGUUACGACGAGGUGAUCAGAGUCUGCCAGAUGGAAACGGACAUAAACUCAUUUUCCCAUGGCGAUCACACCAUCGUGGGCGAGAGGGGGAUAAAUCUGAGCGGAGGCCAGCGCACUCGGAUCAAUCUGGCGCGAGCGAUUUACAAAGAUGCCGAUAUCUACCUGCUGGACGAUCCUCUCUCCGCCGUGGACUCGCACGUCAGCAGACGUCUCGUGGACAAGUGUAUCUGCGGCUAUUUAAAGGGGAAAACGAGGAUUCUGGUGACGCAUCAACUGCAGUAUCUGCAGCUCGCCGACCAGAUCAUUGUGAUGAAUAACGGUAGUAUCGAACACAAGGGUACCUUCGAGGAACUGCAAGCGUUGGGCCACGAUUUUAUGAAGUUAGUAAAGGCCACAGACUUGAAGGACAAAGAGACUGAGAGUAGACAGUCCGUUAUACAGCGUCAAAUUUCGAUGAAGGCCGAGACAAGGAACUACGAGAACAUCUCGCAAGACAUUGAGACGCAGGAAACGAUGGCAAAGGGUCGCAUAUCUCGCAAAACGUUCUUCGCUUACUUUAAGGCGAGUAAGAGGCCUGUCAUGAUCGCGUUGAUGAUAGUGAUCUUCUUAGCGAGCCAAGUAGGGGCCGGCGGUAGCGACUACUUCGUCGCGUUCUGGGUAAACGUCGAAUCGAGCUUGUGGCACGAGACGGGCAACUCCACGGAGUUUCAAUGGGAAGGUCCACUAUCCCGCGACUCCACGAUCUACCUAUACAGCGCUAUGAUAGCGGCCAUCAUACUGCUUUGGCAAUUUCAAACGAUCAUAUACUUUAGCGUUUGCAAGUGGUCCUCGAUUAAUCUCCACUCCGCCAUGUUUCGCAGCAUAUUGCGUUCAACCAUGUAUUUCUACAGUACUAAUCCAGCUGGCCGUAUAUUAAACAGGUUUGCCAGAGAUAUCAAUAUUGUUGAUAUAUUGAUGUCGAUGUGCGUAUUCGACAUUAUAGUAAUCGGACUCAACUCGAUCACGGUGGCAGUUAUGAUUAUAGCAGUUACCCCGUGGCUGGCGAUACCCACUGUACUUUGCGCUUGCAUUUUCACCUAUUUUCGCACAAUAUACAUCACCACCAGUCGUAGUAUCAAACGCCUCGAAGGGAUAACACGUUCACCGAUUUUCGACCACCUCGGGGCGUCUCUGCAAGGUCUGACAACAAUUAGAGCUUUCAACGCCGAGGAGAAAUUAAUGGUGGACCUGUGCACUCAUCAGGAUGUUCAUUCGUCCGCCUGCUUUCUCUUCCUGUCGACUUCUCGAGCCUUUGGCAUCUGCAUUGAUGUGAUCCGCCAGCUUUACAUGGGAGGAAUAAUUAUAGCUUUCAUAACUAUUGACGAUCUGGCUGUUGUUGGUAACAUCGGUUUAGUAAUCACGCAGGUCAUGGCGUUGACGAACAUGCUGCAGUGGGGAAUCAGACAAACGGCCGAGCUGGAGAGCCAGUUGACCUCCAUAGAGAGAAUACUCGAGUAUAGUCAUUUGGAGGAGGAGCCGAUGAUCGACAGCAAGCCGGAUUCCAAGCCACCAGAUGAUUGGCCGACGAAGGGUCUCGUGAAAUUUAAGGACGUAAACUUGAAAUACAAUCGUCGGGGAACAUGUAUCCUCAAGAAUAUCAACUUCACCGUCGUGCCGGAGGAGAAGAUCGGUGUCGUUGGCAGAACCGGCGCGGGAAAAUCAUCUCUGAUCAACGCUCUCUUCCGCAUGGCCUGCGUGGAGGGUGAAAUCCUCAUAGACGGCGUGUCCACCGGCGCGAUUGCCCUGCACGACUUCCGCUCAAAGAUCAGUAUUAUCCCUCAGGAGCCAUUCCUGUUUGCCGGCAGUCUGCGACAGAAUCUCGAUCCCUUCGAUCAGUAUUCCGACGCAGUGCUGUGGCAGGCUCUCCAGGAUGUCGAGCUGAAGAAGACGAUCUCCGAGAUGGCCGCCGGAUUGAACACAAGGGUGUCCGAUGAGGGAUCGAACUUCAGCGUCGGCCAGAAGCAGCUGCUGUGCCUCGCGCGCGCUAUUAUCAAGAACAAUCGAAUUAUAAUACUGGACGAGGCGACUGCCAAUAUCGAUCCCUACACGGAUUCCCUUAUACAAAAGACAGUUAGGACGAAAUUUAUAAACUGCACCGUGUUCACCAUAGCUCACAGAUUGAACACCAUUAUGGACAGCGAUAGAAUAUUCGUGAUGAAUGCUGGACACCUUGUGGAAUUUGAUCAUCCGUAUAUUCUUUUACAACGAGAAGGAUAUUUUUACAACAUGGUACAGCAGACUGGUGCUGCGAUGGCUGAGAAUCUUAUUAAUAUAGCCACGAAAGUAAGCUGUAAAUCAAAUUUUACGACAGAAUCAUACCAUAAAAUAAUAGAGUAUCUGUAAUUAAAUAUUUAAUUUCUCUCUAGAGUGGUAAUUAUUUAUCAAAACAAAGUUUAAUGAAGUGUUUGUUCCUAUACAUUUUGUUAUUAACAAGUUAUUGUGCUUUUUUCCAGAAUUUCUACACAAACGAUAGAUCUCCGUCCAGAUAAUUACAAUUUUCCAUACGACUAUAUGCCUAUAUAAAGUGAUGUUCCAAACAAUCGAUGGUGAACUUGUUAUAUGAUCUAUAAAUAUAUACAAAAGAUUUUAUAUUAACAAAAAUUUUCUAUUUAUUUCUCUUAUAUUUUGUGGUGUCCAUCGUUUACACUUUUAUUGUCUUUCCAAAUCUAUGGGAUUUUUAAGGAUCUAUAAUAACCGAAUAAGUACUAAAUUUUAUAUUAAAAAUACUGCGUAAAAAUAAGAUUUUAUAUAGAAAAAUA
Wasmannia auropunctata (little fire ant) is the source of this 4451-nucleotide messenger RNA. RefSeq names its product probable multidrug resistance-associated protein lethal(2)03659. Gene Ontology annotation, cellular component: membrane. The transcript is spliced from 12 exons. Bases 136 to 4035 code for a protein of 1299 amino acids. The record is from RefSeq and is a predicted model, not a curated record. Lineage: Eukaryota; Metazoa; Arthropoda; Insecta; Hymenoptera; Formicidae. Gene Ontology annotation, molecular function: ATP binding; ATP hydrolysis activity; ABC-type transporter activity. Gene Ontology annotation, biological process: transmembrane transport.